This is a messenger RNA of Cyphellophora europaea CBS 101466, 2214 nucleotides long. RefSeq lists its product as uncharacterized. Gene Ontology annotation, cellular component: NatC complex. Gene Ontology annotation, biological process: N-terminal peptidyl-methionine acetylation. The transcript is spliced from 4 exons. The record is from RefSeq and is a predicted model, not a curated record. Bases 1 to 2214 code for a protein of 737 amino acids. NCBI's taxonomy places the organism in Eukaryota, Fungi, Ascomycota, Eurotiomycetes, Chaetothyriales, Cyphellophoraceae.
AUGGUGCAACCUCGCAUCGUGCAUCCUAAUGUUCAGCUCAUUGAUGUUACAGCUCGCUUCAUCAAGUCCGCCCAGAACAUCCCAACAGGCCAGCUCGUGAAGGAUGAAGGCUUUACGUUGUUCGAGGCCGUCGGCGCCCUUGAGAUCGGUGACCCCAAGAUGGACAGCGGCGCGCUCGCGGAAGGCGAGGAUCUCGAAGACGAUUUCGACGCCACCAGACCUAUCACUUCGAGCGAACUGAUGUGGAUCAUCGACCAGCUACUCUGCAGAGAGGUCUCGUGGCAUCAAGGAUAUCCGUUAUCGCAGACUCUGUUCACUUCGGUCCAUCUUGACAGAAUCUUGUGGCCAGAUCCAAAGCAGAUUGAGGAAGCGCACUUCAUUCGCUCUCCUUACUCAGGCUUUGCCCCGAGUCCGCAGCACGAAUUACUACGCGCAUAUUGUCUCGGACUCGUCAAGUGCUGUGAUCUCGUUCUGUCGAUGGUUACCGGCCAGCACUAUUAUGAGGAAGAAGACUUUGCAACACAGGUCUUCAAUCGAGAAAUGCUACGACGCUUCACCAUCGAAGAUGUCCUUGCAUUAAUGAAGCUCGCGAGGACGGAUCUUGGAGAUAGCCCAGAGCAGCUCCAACACCACGAGGCACUGCUGUCAAGGCUCACUUUCCGCAUCGAGUUUCUCGAGCUUUUGAGCGAAGCCAGCGAUGGGCGUCUGACGCCUGGAAGAGCUAGCGGGCUUCUAGAUGUGCUCAGCUCCAUACAGAGAUCCACCUCUGCAGGAUCGCCACUUAUUGACGCCUUCAGCAUAAAGAUCCAACGUCGACUUGCCAGCAGUGUCCCUCCCCGGCCUAUGGUGGCCUGUGAGGAGAAGGAUACGUUCUCGUUCUUGAAUCGUCUCUUGAGGGACAUAUCCGCCGCCUUCGAAAUCUUAGAUGUGAGCGGAGCAGCCGACCUUCACACUGCUUUCUGGACUCUGAUGUCUCAAGAGUCGACGCCGUGUAUCUAUGUCCGGUCACUUGCUCAGUCUUUCCUCAAUUUGUCCGACAGAGUGAUUGGGAAGUCCUUCCUCGUCGAGUUCGUGGCCGAUGAUAUGAGGGCACUUGUCCUGCCAGCCAGUGCGCUACUGGACUCGCGGGUCGAAAACCCAGCCAACCCCGGUUUCCAGAUUGGAGUACAGAUGAACCAGUUUAUUGACAAGGUUGCGCCUUCGUUCCAGAACCAGUUCCGAUCCUUUGCUCUCAACCGCUCUCGUGUACGGCGCAACCUCUGUCACGCUGCUAUCGAGUGGGAUAACAUCCAGGCCGAGGCGGAAGAAAUCGAUGGCUAUUUGCAAACACUGACGAGGGAGAAGCCCCUGCCUUACGGCCAGAAUGAGGAGCUGGCAUUUGCUUAUUCCCUUAGCAGCUGGGUUUAUCACCACAAGCUGCAGCAACUGCGGUUCGUGAUCCAGUUGGGAUUUGAGCUUGAAGUGUAUGCGCCCGGCGAGUUUGUGGACAUGUACUGGUACCUUGGACAUAUCUCUGGUCUCCAUCUUUCUCACCUGGAAAGAAUCAGCUACUUCAUAGCUCAGGCCAGACCGCUGCCGCACUGGACUGUUGAAGCUCAUCGACAAGAGUCGCAGAAGGCACUAGGACUCCUCUACCGACACUUCUCGUGGCUAAAAGCGACAGAUACCUUAGCCAGUGCGUUGCAGAGAGUCUUCGUUGUCCUCCGGCGGCACGGACAUUUUACCUCGAUCGGUCCGACUUAUUCUUCGGACGAGCUCAGAUAUGAGCUCCGCAUGCGUCCUUUCCAGCACUUAUCGAUCCCAGAGCCAAUUUCGCAUGAGGAGAUGAAGCAAAUCUCAAGCUUAGAAGGUCUGUCCGACCGCGAGGUUCUUGAUCAGGCUAUGCAGCUAGCUUUGACCUCGCGCAAAGCCUGGGACCAAGUCCUGAAGGAUCGAUGGCAUGUCCAGCCCCUGCGCUCUGAUGCCAAAGAAGAGUCGGUGACCAACAGAGAAUGGACAAAGAAUGUGAAAAACAGUAUGAAAGCUUGUAUCGGCACCAGCAUCAGCAUCACAACGCUGGCGAAGGCCCUUGAGGAGGAAGAGAAGUCAACGAAUCGGACAGCGGGAUUGACGAGUACGAUUGCAGCUCUGAAAGUCACAAUUGCUGGUUCUGAGGAGGUGGAAAGAUUUCAUCGUUGGUGGGCCGUUCCUUCGAUUGUGAAGGGGCAAAAGUGA